ACAAACACUAUGCAGUAGAGGUGGAGAGCACUUCAAAGUAAUUAGCCUGCUCCAGAUAUUGCUAUAUAUAUAUCAGAUCUUCACCAAGAGAACCACACAUUUCUACUCUCCAAAGGGACCAAGCAACAUGGACCAGAGCAAAGCCGUCUUAAUGGACCGACCCCCAGUAAGUUAUCUGAAGUGUCCAACUAUUCAAUGCACUUUACUAUGCAGUCUUUAGUAGGAAGCAUACAUAGUGCAAAAGAUGAUCUGAGAAGACUAUAGAUGCAGAUCUUUGUCGUGGGAGCAGAUAAUGGAAACAUUAGAUCUUUAUUCAGUUUUCUCUCUAUGUCCCAGGUGUACUCUGAAUUACUGCCACUGCCAGGCAUCCCAUGUCUGGGCAGCUUCAAGAAGCUCUUAUGCGUGGUCCUUGUUGUGGUGGUCCUGGUCGUGGUCCUUCUUGGAGUCCUGCUGAUGGGGCUACAUAUGAGCCAGAAGCACACAGAGACGGUCAGUACUAAUAAAUCAAUCAUUAAUCUUUAGCUAAGGAACAGUCAGCUUUGUCAAUAAUUUCUAAUUCAAUAUACACGGUCACUAAAUAGAUUAUGAUCACGAUGCAUUAUUACAUUCAUGAGCUAAUGUACAAUUAAUUAAUACACAAAGGCUAAUAUGAUAACAGCUAAUAAACAAACCACAAAGUCCAUUCGCACCAGGUCAACAAAAAACGGAAGCUCCUGAUGUAAAUAUUAGAAAUAUAGAAAGGAUCACUUCAAGAACCGAAAUCACUAUAGCCCGCCAGGCAUUUAAGUUCUACAGGGCACCUGCGGCUGCAAGUCCUGCUUUCAGACAUCUCACUUUAGGAGAAUCCAGUUAACUCAAAAGAACUAAGCAAGGAUCACUGACUGAGAGCAUUAACUGAGCCCGGGUCCUGUAUCGGCCAGGCUUUUCUUAGUGACAUCCAACUUCUCCUUCAGGAGAAGAAUGGACACAGAACAGGCAUCCAGGUAUGUUUCAAACAAUAGUAAAAUAGUGAGCUGCAGGUAGUGUUUAACAGUUUUUCUUUAACUAAAUAUUAAUUUAAUGGAAUAAAAUAAACUAUGAGUAUUGAGCCUCUCAAGACCCACAGCUAGCCUUUUGAGAUUAAUUACUAGUGUGUAUCUCAUUCAUAAACACUGGUUAUUCAUAGAUUCAAUAUUACUUAGAGAAAGCAUAAGGUUUUUUUUUUUGUUUUUGUUUUUUUACAGUUUACAGCCUUCAAAGACCAGGAAUAGUAUCUGUCCAAGAAUAACCAUGCACUGUCAGGACAACAUUUAGGGAGAAAUAUAUCAAAGCAAAACAGGUGCUAUUCUAGGGCAAAGUACUACAUACUCUGGGGCAUUUUAUAGAGAUUGCUCCCUUUUAACACUAUGCCCAAUAAUUGCACUUGUUUUGCCUUGAUAAUGCUCACCCUUUAUGUUCAGGAAAGGUUACCUCUGCUACCAGCAUUAAAUUCGCAAUCAUCACAACAUAUUCUACACUCAUACAGUGGUGUAUCCUGGUUUUGUGCCGCCCUAGGCAGGACAAAACUCAGGCACCCCCCUCCUCCUGCGCCACCCCCACCCAACCCUUCCCCCCGCCCCACCUUCUAAAUACACACACACACACACACAGUCAGACAGACACACACACAGUCAGACACACACACACAGUCAGAUACAAACACACACACACACAGUCAGACACAUACACACACACACACACACAGUCAGACACAUACACAGACACAAACACACACACACACAGUCACAAACACACACACAGUCAGACACAAACACACACACAAAGUCAGACACACACACAAACACCGUCAGACACAAACACACACACACACAGUCAGACACAAACACACACACAGUCAGACACAAACACACACAGUCAGACAUACACACACACACACACACACACAGUCAGACACAAACACAGAGACAAACAAAGUCAGACACAAACACACACACACACAGUCAGACACAAACACACACACAGUCAGACACACACACAAUCACUCACAUUAACUUUUUUUUUAAUUUAAACCCUCCUCCCCCCAGCCUCCUUACCUUUGGGAGUGCUGGGGGGGGUUCUCUCUUUGUCCCUGGUGGUCCAGUGGCUGCCGGUCGGGCUGGGCAGCGGUGGCUGCUGGGCAGGCGGCGCUGGCGAGGAAGCACUUCCUCUGAGCUGACUGCUCAGCUCCCUUGCGCGCCGCAGAGUGAGGCUGGGAGCCGGAAUAUGACGUCAUCUUCCGGCUCCCAGCCUCACUCUGCGGCGCGCGAGGGAGCUGAGCAGACCGCUCAGAGGAAGUGCUCCCUCGCUAGCCACCAGCGCCGCCCAGCCCGACCGGUAUGUCUGUUAGCCACGAGGCUAACAAGGCAUUUGCCCUGGGUAUUUGGGGCGGCGUUUUUUGCCGCCCCCUGAAAAAUGCCGCCCAAGGCAAAUGCCUUGUUUGCCUCAUGUCUAAUACGUCUCUGCACUCAUAAUAGUGAAUAAACCUUCAUUGAUAUUAGUGUACCAUGUCUUGUUUAGUUUAGGAGAGUGGUGCACUGUCCUAGAUAUCAUAUAUAUACAUACAUAAACAUGGUCCUCAUUAUGUUUCAAUAAUUAGCUGUUACAUGAUUUGCUUGGUUCUUUUGAUAUGGCAGUCUGUGCAGCGCUGGCCCAGGGGGCACAUAGAUUGUGGCGGUGAACACCCCUAGCACUAUUCUCAGUUGAAGUGAUAAGAACUGGGAGUGGCAGCAGAGUGGGGAAUGAAUUAGGGAAGAAAAGGAAAAGAGAAUCAUUUUAGGGAUAGAUAACAUUUAUUUUAUUUGUAGAGUGUGGGAGUGCACUAUAUGUGUAUGUUCUUGAGGUGCAGUUUUGGUGGGGCAGUAUUUUGUUCUUGGACCCAGGCAGCACAAUGCCUUUGAGAAUUGUGAAGUAUUUACCAGAGAACAUACCAUUUGUAUGCCACCAAAGUAAAACUUGACAGAAAACAAUGUUACUCCAUCAUAAUCUUCAGCUGUAAUAUACUAACUAAACAAGAUAUAUGAAUGUAUGUAUAUAUCUAUGUAUGUAUAUAUCUAUGUAUGUAUAUAUAUAUAUUUAUAUAUGAGUAUAUAUAUAUAUAUAUAUAUAUAUAUAUAUAUAUAGUUAGUUAAAUGGACUCCACCUACUUUGGACUACACUGGCAUUAAUGUGACACAGAGUCUUUGUUCCCCUUUCAGAUAUUCCAGAUGUCUCUGCAUGAUGGCACCGAAUCUGCCCUUCGCAAGGAAGGGGUUGCUACUUUUCACCUGGAUACUGGGAUCAAUUCCUCAGCUACUGUGGUGUAUGACUACAAUAAGGUAAUGAGAGGGUAGUACUGGUAGAAGUUAAUAAAAAAAAAAGUAAAGCGUUGAAACUCUAGGGUUUAUGGUAGAACUGGCCAAUGGGUUGUAUCAGAUAUGAGUUGUUGUCCAAAAACAGCAAGCUACCAGAAGCCUUAGUUUAUGGCAAUCAAGGCUAACCCUGAUCACUCCAGAUGUUUUAGAAUGAGUUUCCCAUGAAGUUCGUUGCUUUUUGCAGCUGAAACUAGUCUACAUCAGCUGGAGGGCCAAAGAAUUGCCAUUACUGGUCUUUAAUAAGAAGAAACAUUUUAUAAUGUGAUUUGUUAACAUAUGUGUUGUGCCUCUACAGCUGCUGAUCAGCACCCGCCCUCGCCCUGGACGUGGAUGUUACAUCACACGCAUGGAUCCAGAGAAUGUUCCAAGCCUUCAGAGUAUUGCAGAGAAUGUGCUCAGCAAGGUGAGACAGUGGGACACUUUAAGACACAUAUAGCCCUAAACGCAGACAGAAUAUAGAAACAGACAAUAAACAGAGACAUGGCAGAAAAACAUAGACAUGGAAGAGAGAAUGCACACAGAGACAGGGCACAAAGAGAUAGACAUGAAACAGAAAAUGGACACAGAGACAGGGCACAAAGAGGUAGACAUGAAACAGAGAAUGGACACAGGGAGACUGUGAAUAGAGAGAGGAGAUGCAGAUAUAAUACAAAAAACUGAUAGGAAACAGAUGCAAAUGAGAGAUUCAUUCUGGAAAAUACAGUAUCUCACAUGUUUGUAAAUAUUUUAUUAUAUCUUUUCAUGUGACAACACUGAAUAAAUUACACUCUACCACAAUGUAAAGUAGUAAGUGUACAGCCUGUAUAACAGUGUAAAUUUGCUGUCCCCAUCAAAAUGGCCCCUCAAAAAUUGGCCUCGCCAUGGUCGAUCAAAGAAGUUGAGUGCGCAUGCUCAGCGUCAUAUCCAUAGGUUGUCUUCGGGAAAUAGAUGUAUGAGUGCUGCCAGCAUUGCUACAGAAGUUGAAGAGGUGGGGGUCAGCCUGUCAGUGCCCAGACCAUACGCCGCACACUGAAUCAAAUUGGUCUGCAUGGAUGUCAUAAAGAUAAAUGUACAAGAAAGCACACAAACAGUUUGCUGAAGACAAGCAAACUAAGGACAUGGAUUACUGGAACCAUGUCCUGUGGUCCGAUGAGACCAAGAUAAACUUAUUUGGUUCAGAUGGUGUCAAGCGUGUGUGGCGGCAACCAGGUGAGGAGUACAAAGACAAGUGUGUAUUGCCUACAGUCAAGCAUGGUGGUGGGAGUGUCAUGGUCUAGGACUACAUUUGUGCUCCUGGCACUGGGGAGCUACAGUUCAUUGAGGGAACCAUGAAUGCCAACAUGUACUGUGACAUACUGAAGCAGAGCAUGAUUCCCUCCCUUCGGAGACUGGGCCGCAGAGCAGUAUUUCAACAUGAUAAUGACCCCAAACACACAUCCAAGACAACCACUGCCUUGCUAAGGAAGCUGAAGGUAAAGGUGAUGGACUGGCCAAGAAUGUUUUCAGACCUAAACCCUAUUGAGCAUCUGUGGAGUAUCCUCAAAUGAAAGGUGAGGGAGCGCAAGGUCUCUAACAUCCAUCAGCUCCGUGAUGUCAUCAUGGAGUGGAAGAGGACUUCAGUGGCAACCUGUGAAGCUCUGGUGAACUCCGUGCCCAUGAGGGUUAAGGCAGUGCUGUAAAAUAAUGGUGGCCACACAAAAUAUUGACACUUUGGGCCCAAUUUGAACAUUUCCACUUAGGGGUGUACUCAUUUUUGUUGCCAAUGGUUUAGACAUUAAGGGCUGUGUGUUGAGUUAUUUUGAGGGUACAGCAAAUUUACAUUGUUAUACAGGCUGUACACGUACUACAUUACAUUGUAACAGAGUUUAAUUUCUUCAGUAUUGUCACAUGAAAAGAUAUAAUAAAAUAUUUACAAAAAUGUGAGGGGUGUACUCACUUUUGUGAGAUACUGUUUAUCCAAAAGGAGUGAGAUAAGAAUUAUAAAUAAUAAAACCAGAAAAAAAAACAGAUGGGAAACAAAGGUAAUUAAAACAAUACACCAAUAUAUAGAGAAGGGUAUUAAAGGUACACCCAAGACCCCUAAAGCACAACAUUUUAUGUGUGAAGAGUGUGUCUUCUUUUUUCAUUUUGCUAAAAAUGCAGAUUUCAAUAGAAAUUGGCACUUUUAUAAAUUAACAUAGUGUGAACCCCCUGUAUAACAAUGUAAAUUUGACUUUCAAGCAGACAACUGGUCCAGUUACUUCCUGGUUUAAUUAGCUCAGUGGAGCUAAACUCAAGAGGCAGGCACUGCUCAGAGCAACUGCCUUGCAAAGACUUCUCAUUGACCUGCAUUGGGAAGUCUGUGACUGGAGAGUCGCAGAAAGUCUGAUUGGGGUAAGAAGAGGAGGGCUUGCAAAGGCAGCAGACAAGAAAACAGCAAGUUUUGCAAGCUGUUUUUAUAUAUGACUCCAAUGAAAAAAAAAUGCAUAAUUAAAUGUAUGCAAGUUUUCAUUUGGGGUAUAUCUAUUACAUAGUAAAUUUGAUUUAUGUUUGUAUUUGUGCAGGGAAGUAUCCCUUUAACAUUACAUCUUGGUUCCUAUUUGCAACAUUAAUCUAUGCAAAAAAAUAUGUAAUGAAUAACUAAUAAUCACAUAUGCCCAUAUGGGUAUAUGGUGAUCAUCGACCAUCAUUAGACCCUAUUCUUGCAUGGCAUUCUCACAGACAGACUAACGUGGAACAUCGCAUAAACAGGCUAAGCCAAAGAUGACAUAACCUUUCUGUUGAAAGAACUGCUUUGUUCCCUUGAAAUGGACAUGGAUGGACAGGAAUACAAUUUUUUUCCAUUGAUGUUUUCAUUAAAAAAAAAUAUUUGUGGCUUGACUGCUCCUUUAAGCAAACAGUGGUUCAGUCAUUCCACAUGGCCACAAACAACUGUUUCACAUAAAUUUACAUCCAAAACACAUUACACUGGAAAGCUUGGAAAGCUUUUAAAACACUGGAGAUUUCACUAAUUUAAAAUGUAUAAAGUAGCUCUAUGAAGUCUUGUUUUCUAAUGUUCUAAUGUUUGAAAAGGCCCUCUUGUAAUACAUAGGGAAUUUCACUGAUGUGAAAUCCCUUCAACUUAUAUCAUUUACUAAAUGUCCCUGAAUAGAAAUUAAAUUAAGCUUACUGUGCACCCGCAAUUAAUGGCUGUAUUUGCUGCCCGCAAGUGCAAAUGGGUCCAUCCAGAAGGCAUAUUUUUAAACUCGAUCUAUUUUUGCUAUUCAGAAUCAUUUUAUUCAGAUUUAAAGCUAUUUACAACUCCAGAAUGUUUUCAAUUAUAGUGUAUUGUGGGUUUCCUUUUCUGACAUUCUAAACACAUUAAUAUAAUUGUGUGUUAUCAUCACUGCCUGAACCAGAAAUAGAUGAAAAAAUAGUGUAAUCCAUUAAAAGCAAAUGCAUAUGACUAAGUAUAUAUAAUGAAACCCCUCACAUGACGCAGAGCCUUCAACAGACUCUGUAAAAGUCGUUUUAAAGAGGCCUUCCAUGAAUUCCAAUUUAGCCACUACUGACCCGAUUUUAUGUACCUGUCCUGAUGUCAUGCUGCCUUUAUGAAUGGAGAGCUACUGACUGGCUUAGAGCAUCAGCUUGAGCUCUCAGCCAAUCAACAAAGACCUUGCCCAAUGCUGUCCGAGGUUUUCUAUUUCAAGAACCAAAAAAAGUGGAAGGAAAAGGAAAGAGCUAAACAGCAUUGGAGUUUAGAUAUUGGGGUUAAACUAUUCAUUAACGGUUUAACUCCUAAAGGUAAGCUGGCACCAAAGACCUUCUGGUACCAUAACAACUUUAUUCUAAUGAUGUUCUGUUUGUUGUUAUGAUGCCGAAAGCAUUUCUUUAAGACCAAAAUAGCCAAAUUAGGAAAAGUCAGUUAUGCUUCCAGCUAGACUAUUUUAAAAUUCAAUUUGAAACCACAUUGAAUUCACCCUUUAGUCAUUAACCAUGUGCAUUAAAACCACUUACAUAAUAAAAUAGUAAGGCAUUUCUCUGUAGGGUAACUCACAAACUGCGUUUCAACAUGAGGGGGACACCAUUCCAUACAGCUUAAAGGGAUUCACUGACUUUUUUAUCAUUUUAUUUUAUUUUAGAUUGGACAGAAAGAAGGUACCUCCCAGCAGCUUGUAACGGACCUUUCCGUGCUGGGAACGACCAGUCGAGUUUUGUGUGGACAACUUCCCGUGUACUGGGCCUGAGCCUGCAUUCUUCCAUCUGUACUUAAACACAUUUAAGAUCCUGCAAUCGUAGUGUGAAUUGUUGGCCUCCUCCAUGCGUACAAUGAAAUGAUUCUUUCAUUGGGACACUGUGUAACCACUUUACCUGAAAACCUCAUAAAUCCUAUAUAAAUGAUCACCUUCAAGUAAUCUGUCACUGACAUGUGGUGGGAUCUCACUGUCACCUCCAGAUGUACAGCAUUAACUGCCUUCAUGUAACCUCCACACACUUCAUUACACUUCUACCUACCCUGAAAUUGUGUUUGUCAAAUAUCCAAUCUGCAUUUGUGGUUUCACAUCCUAUAUUGUGACCUGUCACUGCUAGGUGCAAUAUGAUCUAUCUUGUCACAGAUAUUCGUCUUCUGAGCCCUAGGUCCUGCCAACUCCAAACACAGAAACCUAUUUUUCAUCAAAGUGACUGUCAUAUCAAUAUAUAUAUUUUCUGGGUUUUACACUUUUGUGUCAUAUCCCCCACAUCACACAGAGCAUAGCUCCACCGUGUGACCAACACCAAACACAUUGUAGUCCUUAUAUCUCCUGAAUUUGUUCCCUGUGUCCUGUCACCCAUGUUAGACAACACCGUGCAUCUCCUCGGUGUCCAGUCAGCCCACACCAAAAACAGAGUAAAUAUUGCACCACUGUUACCACUCCUACUGUAUGACCCACAACAAACUUUAUUUCCUGUCUUCCUAGCCACAAUGUAACCCUUACAAUUUAGCUUGUGUACUCCAUCCGUGUGGCCCUCUUCUGCUUGUCUCAUUCUCCCUUCACAAUUUGUUCCCAAUUAUAGACUGCCUCUCGGUUCUGUAUAUACUGGAUUAGCUGUAAUGGUUUUGGGGUUUCCUUACCUGUGAUUUUAUGUUGUCUGUUGUUGAAAGAAAUCACAUUUCUGGAAAAAUAAAAUGUUCAGCAUGCAGAAUGGGCUCUAUAUUAUUUAUAUACGAUAUGUGCAUAUAACUGUGUUAGAACUAGCUUAAGGGAAAUAAAAUAAUUUCUUCUCUGUCGUUAGCUAAAAUACCUAUUACCUAUGUUCAUACCUUGAGGAUGCAAGUUUGAUUUACCAAACUAGCAAAUGCUAUCUCUUUCCUUCUAAUGUUUAUUAAACUGAUUUCAC
Messenger RNA from Pelobates cultripes (western spadefoot toad), 8684 nucleotides. The record is from the annotation of a GenBank genome assembly. NCBI's taxonomy places the organism in Eukaryota, Metazoa, Chordata, Amphibia, Anura, Pelobatidae.